AUGGCUUCGUCCAGCAGCAGACUCCUCACAGCCGCCAUCCUGCUCUCCGUGCUCGCAGCCGCCAGCGCGAGCGCCGGGAGCUACUGCGUGCCGGGGUGGGCCAUCCCGCACAACCCGCUCCCGAGCUGCCGCUGGUACGUGACCAGCCGGACCUGCGGCAUCGGGCCGCGUCUCCCGCUGCCGGAGCUGAGGAGGAGGUGCUGCCGGGAGCUGGCGGACAUCGUGACGUACUGCCGGUGCGCGGCGCUGAGCAUCCUCAUGGACGGCGCGAUCCCGCUGGGCCCGGACGCGCAGCUGGAGGGCCGCCUGGAGGACCUGCCGGGCUGCCCGCGGGAGGUGCAGAGGCGCUUCGCCGCCACCCUCAUCACCGAGGCCGAGUGCAACUUGUCCACCAUCAGCGGCGUCGCCGAAUGCCCCUGGAUUCUCGGCGGCGAGCAAACGGUGCCCUCCAAGUAA
Molecule: messenger RNA, 456 nt
Organism: Miscanthus lutarioriparius
Lineage: Eukaryota; Viridiplantae; Streptophyta; Magnoliopsida; Poales; Poaceae
Source: the annotation of a GenBank genome assembly